Cebus imitator (Panamanian white-faced capuchin) is the source of this 1656-nucleotide messenger RNA. RefSeq names its product AUP1 lipid droplet regulating VLDL assembly factor (gene AUP1). The transcript is spliced from 11 exons. Gene Ontology annotation, molecular function: ubiquitin binding. NCBI's taxonomy places the organism in Eukaryota, Metazoa, Chordata, Mammalia, Primates, Cebidae. The record is from RefSeq and is a predicted model, not a curated record. Bases 80 to 1504 code for a protein of 474 amino acids. Gene Ontology annotation, cellular component: membrane.
ACUCCGCCUUCCCAGGAGCCCUUGCGGCCAGACGCGAAGAUGGCGGCAGCGACGGCCGGGCGCUCCUGAAGCUGCAGUUAUGGAGCUUCCCUCAGCGCCGGGGCCGGAGAGGCUCUUUGACACUCACCGGCUCCCGGGUGACGGCUUUCUGCUGCUAGCACUGCUGCUCUACGCGCCGGUCGGGUUCUGCCUCCUCGUCCUGCGCCUCUUUCUCGGGAUCCACGUCUUCCUGGUCAGCUGCGCGCUGCCAGACAGCGUCCUUCGCAGGUUCGUAGUGCGGACCAUGUGUGCGCUGCUGGGGCUCGUGGCCCGGCAGGAGGACUCUGGACUCCGGGAUCACAGCGUCAGGGUUCUCAUUUCCAACCACGUGACACCUUUCGACCACAACAUAGUCAAUCUGCUCACCACCUGUAGCACCGUGAGUGAGAGCGAGGCCGAGAGCGCCACGGGGCGGUUCCCUGGGGCCCAGCUGAAGGCCCCCAGUCCCCAUUCGCGUUCCCCAUGGAGGAUAUUGACCCUUACCCUAACCCUGAUUCUCCACCCCACAUGUCAGUUUUUCUCAUUUUCCUCAAUUUUUUUUCAUCUUGCUUUCUCUUCUCCUGGUUCCCAGCCUCUACUCAAUAGUCCCCCCAGCUUUGUGUGCUGGUCUCGGGGCUUCAUGGAGAUGGAUGGGCGGGGGGAGUUGGUGGAGUCACUCAAGAGAUUCUGUGCUUCCACGAGGCUUCCCCCCACCCCUCUGCUGCUAUUCCCUGAGGAAGAGGCCACCAAUGGCCGGGAGGGGCUCCUGCGUUUCAGUUCCUGGCCAUUUUCUAUCCAGGAUGUGGUACAACCUCUUACCCUGCAAGUUCAGAGACCCCUGGUCUCUGUGACGGUGUCAGAUGCCUCCUGGGUCUCAGAACUGCUGUGGUCACUUUUCGUCCCUUUCACGGUGUAUCAAGUAAGGUGGCUUCGUCCUGUUCAUCGCCAACUAGGGGAAGAGAAUGAGGAGUUUGCACUCCGUGUACAACAGCUGGUGGCCAAGGAAUUGGGCCAGACAGGGACACGGCUCACUCCAGCAGACAAAGCAGAGCACAUGAAGCGACAAAGACACCCCAGAUUGCGCCCCCAGUCAGCCCAGUCUUCUUUCCCUCCCUCCCCUGGUCCUUCUCCUGAUAUGCAGCUGGCAACUCUGGCUCAGAGAGUCAAAGAAGUUUUGCCCCAUGUGCCAUUGGGUGUCAUCCAGAGAGACCUGGCCAAGACUGGCUGUGUAGACUUGACUAUCACUAAUCUGCUUGAGGGAGCCGUAGCUUUCAUGCCUGAAGACAUCACCCAGGGAACUCAGUCCCUACCCACAGCCUCUGCCUCCAAGUUCCCCAGCUCUGGCCUGGUGACCCCUCAGCCAACAGUCCUAACAUUUGCCAAGUCUUCCUGGGCCCGGCAGGAGAGCCUGCAGGAGCGAAAGCAAGCACUAUAUGAAUAUGCAAGAAGGAGAUUCACAGAGAGACAAGCCCAGGAGGCUGACUGAACUCAAAGGAACAGGAUGGCACCCAGAGCCGCAGGACGGAGACUGGGGGCAGCCCUCACCCAACUCACAACAGGCUGGAUGAGUUGGUGGGUUGUAAAAAGGGAAGGAUGAGGCUCCCCCAAUAUCACAUUAAAUUCAUGGUUUUCAUUCAA